CAUGUGACGUUUGUGGAAACAUAUUAGCGUCCAGUUUGGGAUGUCUCCUGAGUAUUUUAAUAGUUUUACUCUUAGUUAGCUUUUAUUCAUUUUAUCCGGUGCUCAUUUGUAAACAUGGAGCAGGCAGCUAGCGUCAACGCAGAUCCUGUUCGCUCCGACAGCAAUGGUAACUGGACGCAGCGGCGCAACUGGAUCGGAUUUUGGUUCCUUGGAUUGUGCAACAACUUUGCUUAUGUGGUAAUGUUGAGUGCUGCCCAUGACAUCCUCAAAAAACAAGAGUCAGGAAACACCACAGCAUCUACUUUAGUCACAGUGGCCAUAGAUUUCCAAGGGGGGAACAGUAGCAACAGUAGCCGAUAUGACUGCAAUCCUGUCUCUACUGCGGCUGUGCUGUUAGCUGACAUCCUCCCAACGCUCGUCAUCAAACUAUUUGCUCCUUUUGUGAUCCACAAACUGCCUUAUGGUAUCCGAGUGCUGUUCUGUGCCAUCAUGGCAGCGGCGAGUUUCCUCCUUGUGUCCUUUUCCUUCACUGUGUGGAUGAGCAUUCUGGGAGUGAUCUUUGCUAGUAUUAGCUCUGGACUGGGAGAACUGUCCUUCCUCUCCCUCACUGUGUUCUUCAGCAGUGAUGUACUGGAAGGCUGGGGCUCAGGCACUGGCGGUGCUGGUGUUGCUGGAGCUGUGCUCUACUCACUCCUCACUCAAGUCGGUCUGUCACCCCAGAAGACGCUUCUCAUCAUGCUGGUGGUUCCAUUUGUUAUGUUGAUUAGCUAUUUCUUCUUGCUGGUUCCUCCACCUUCAUUGCCUCAGUGGAAAAACAGGGAGACAGAAUAUGUAGCUGUGGGCUCAGAGGAGCGUCGGCGGCUGAUGGAUGGAACAGAAGAUGAGGAGCAGGAGAAAUCGACCUCAGAGGACAGGACCACUGGACCUCUCACCUGCACAGAGAAACUGCACAUCAUCAAAGGCUUGCUGAGGUUUGUGUUUCCCCUGGGACUGGUUUACUUUGCUGAGUACUUCAUUAACCAGGGCUUGAUGGAACUCCUGUAUUUCCCCAACUUUUUCCUGUCUCAUGCACAGCAGUAUCGCUGGUACCAGACGCUGUAUCAGGUCGGUGUGUUAGUGUCUCGCUCCUCCCUGUGCUGUGUGAAGAUCAGGAAGCUGUGGGUUCUCUCUUUGCUACAGGUGGUGAAUGCUGUGCUGCUCCUGUUCGCAGUGCGCUACCAGUUCCUGCCCAGUGCCUGGCUGGUGUUUGUUAUUAUCUUCUAUGAGGGUCUGCUGGGUGGAGCUGCGUAUGUCAACACAUUCUACUUCAUCAGCAAGGAGACUGAGGACAGACAGAGGGAGUUUUCCAUGGCUGCUGCCACUGUAGGAGACAGUCUGGGCAUAGCACUGGCUGGACUCGCUGCUUUCCCCGUGCACAGAUACUUCUGUUCCCUAUGACCCAGCCCACAUGCAGGAUGAAAAAGCAAGAUGUGGGUGCAUUCAUGUUGAGGGAUUGUUUUUUUAUCUGAAGUGACUUGUGGACCAAAAUGCUUGAUUAACUGAGUAACGUAUUGGAGGUUUGCUGGCUUGCACAAACUGCGCUAUUAACCGGUCACCUACGGAGAAGAACUAAUUAUUCUGUCAUAACAGUGUGGAAAACAUCCAUAGUUAGUUUUGCAGACCAUUAUUAGUUGGUGCACUCACCUUGAUGACAAAUAAUGUCAUGACAGGCUUUUAUGAUGCAGGGAAGACAGGACAGGAAAUGCUCUGUUCAUGUCAAAGAAACAUAGCAUAUAACAUAAUCACGAUAUUUUUAAAUCAUAUUUAUGGUUGAUUUUAUGAAUGUUGUAGUGUGUCUGAAUGACAGGAUGAAGCAGAGCAUCUCAUUUUCAGAAAGCCCCCUGUCCCUUUGUUUGGUCAUGGUCAUACAGUUUGAAGAGCCUCCUGGUAAAGGAGUGGACAGUAAGUGCUGAGCCCCUGAACUGAACCAAACACCAGACUACACUCAUCUUUCUUUACAAUAAUGAAGUCUUCAAAAUAAAAGGUGUUAAUCUCUCAAAGCCAUUUAGAGCUGGCAUUAUACAAAAUAACCUACUGUAGUACAACUCUUAAGAGGAGCUGCACACUUACAUGUGUUUGCUAAGCUGUAAACUAAAUUAUAUUUCUGUACUCUCAUCAGUGUUGAAGUCAAUAUUGACAUUUCUUAUCAAAUUUAGAAUGGCUGAACACACGAUCUACUAUUUCAAACCACCCUGAGCCUUGCAAGUCCAGUGUUGACAAAGAGUCAACUAUCUGUGACUUAUCUGUGUCAAGAAAUUUAGAUAUAUAAAACAAAUAAUUAAGACCCUUUGAUCGGAGGCUGGCAACCCACCUCUCCCAGCAUCUGUCUUUUAAUGGAGUACGUGCGACUGUGGUCGUUUUCAAAUAUAUACUGACUGAGUGUUAUUGUUCAGGUUAUGUUUUUACUAUCACUAUAUUUAAAAUUUUUCAGUUUUGGUGCAGUGAUUCAGGCUUUUGAUGGCUGCAGAAGCUUGACCACAUUGCAGUCUCUAAUGGUUUGAUGUUUCCCUCUGUAUUCUCUAGAACCAGUAUGAAUCAGGUUUUUGUUUAACUAACUGACAUUUAUUGUUUUUGUUUUGUUUUUUUACUCGCUGGGUUCUGUUUUAAAAGGUCAUUGUUGAAGUGACCAAAAAAUGCCUUUUACUGUAAGUUUCUACUAAAGAUAAACAAGGCCUUUAUAUGUACAUUUUAUGUUUUAUAUGCAGCAACAAACUGGAAAACAGAUCAUUGUCCAGAAAUUUAAAAUGCUAUCUUUUAAAUUUGUAUGAAACCAGUGAACAGGUGUUGUAACAAUCAAUCAAGAUCAUUUGAUCUUUGUUGUGCACUUUUCCGCUUGUGUUUUGCUCAAGUUCUGCUGUUUUGCUUCCAAACUUUGUUUUCCCGUUUUCAUAAAGUAAUAUAAGUAGUCCCGUAUGAAAAAGUGAUUGCACUGUGAUUAGUGCUUUGGGACUAAUCACACAACAUACUGAUCCUCCAUGUGGUCACUAUUCUUGAUUGUCUAGGACCAUCUGUUGGUCACUGAAACACAACAUGCCACCUUUGAAUUAUUAUAUCUGAGGUUUUGUUUAAACCACUCUGCUCUAAAAUACGACUGGGUUCACAGUUAAUCUACUGAUUAUUUGUGUGGAAGUAUAAAAUACCUCAAACUUGUACUUCAGGGCAGUACUCAAGCACACUGUGCUUAUGUAGUUAGAUUUAAUCACGGGUUAUUCUAAUUUGUGAUUUAGAUUUUUGUUUGUACUGAAAAUAUAUAUCGGAUCUAAAUAUCGAUUAUGGCCCUCCUUUAUUGCUAAUAACUGGAAUCUGUAUCAGCUUUGGGUAAUAAAAAACAUCAGUCAGUCCCUA
Scatophagus argus is the source of this 3384-nucleotide messenger RNA. RefSeq names its product CLN3 lysosomal/endosomal transmembrane protein, battenin (gene cln3). The record is from RefSeq and is a predicted model, not a curated record. The transcript is spliced from 15 exons. Lineage: Eukaryota; Metazoa; Chordata; Actinopteri; Scatophagidae. The coding region runs from base 115 to 1437 and encodes 440 amino acids. Gene Ontology annotation, biological process: regulation of intracellular pH; lysosome organization. Gene Ontology annotation, cellular component: membrane; lysosome.